CCUCCUUAAACUUCUCUACUCACCUUUGUCUCUUCUACAUACAGACACACACCUCUGCUUCUUCCCCAACAUACACACUAAUAAUCCCUUUUGCACACUCACUGUGUGUGUCCCUGUGUGUGUUUCUGCAUUCUUGAAAAAGGGUUUCUUCUUUCUUGAAUCUUCCUACCCUAAACCAGAAAGAGGGUACCCUGUGUUUCUUUAUUAUUACUACUUGUGUGGUGAAAUAUAAUGGUGGCAAAGGCUGAGAAAAGUGGUGGUGGAGAGGCUGCCGCGGCGGCGGCGGUUGCGGUGGUGGUGGGUGAGCCGUCAAAUCAUCAUCAUCAUCAUCUAUCACGUCGCCACCGAAGAAGCUUCGUCAACAAACCUUCUUGGCUUCUCUGCACCAUUGCUGAUUUGGACGAGAGGAUGAAAAUGCUGACGAUGAAAAAAAUACCUAAACAGAGCAGCCCCGACAGUUUCGCUGCACGAGCUAAUUCCUACUACCACGAGCGCCCUCAGCUGCUGUCGUUACUCAAUGAACUGUACAACAGCUACCUCUCUUUGGCCGACCGUUACUGUCAGUCACUCUCCAAGAACCACCAUCAGAACCGCCACAGCCGAUGCUCCUCCCCGAUUCCGAUCUUGAAUUUUGAUGAUGAAUACACUGGAGAAGUUAUUGAUUCGGAUGCGGAGAGUUCACUGUCUUUCCAGACUACUCAAACUGUAUCCCCUGUAAAAGCCAAAGCUAAAGAAACGGACAUUGAUAUGGUGAUGGCAGAUUUAGUUAUGAAAAGUGUGGAGUACGAUAUUGUUCUGAACGAGCUUACAGUGGUGGAGAAGAGGUGGGGCGAGUCGUCUAGGAAAAUGGAGCUGCAGAAGAACCUGUUGGAUGUGCUGGAUUCGGAGAGGCUGAUUCUGCUGAACGACAAUGCCACGCUGGCGUACAGGGUGGCGGCACUGGCGGAGGAGAACAAAGGGCUGGCUUCCGAGUCCUUAUUCUUGAAGAGGAAAACUGCUGAGCUGGCGAGGUGCGUACUGAAGACGAGGGAGGAUCAUAGGGUUUGCAUGCUGAGUAGGAAAAUCGAAGAUCUUCAGGGGCAGAUUUACGGGCUGGAGAAGAGGAAUAAGGAGUACUACGAGCAACUUGUGAAACAAGAAGAGAAGAAGAACAUGUCCUCCAAGAAGAGCGGUAAGGGUGGAGAAGAGGUGAAUUUGGAGGACUGUUUUCAGGCAAGGGGCGGUGGUGGUGGUGCAAGUCUCGGUAAAUACUUUAGCUUCAAGGUGAAGAAGGUUGGCGGUGGUAAGAGCGGAAAAGGUGGUGGUGCAGAAGGUAGAAGGGGUUUGAAGCUGUGGGAUAAGGUGAAGAAGUUCGAUUUGCUGUUCCCUUGUGGCCCACAGUUCGAUCCUGCAAGUUCUUGAAACAGAGGCCACACUCUGCAAAACAAUUUCAAGAUGACAGACAGUAGCAUAGUAUUUUGCUGAUCUAUAUCAAUAUAUGUAAUAUUAUAUAACAGUUUAUAUAUGCUCUAUUUACAUGCAGAAAAUGAAGCCAAGUCUUAUUGC
Messenger RNA from Erythranthe guttata (spotted monkey flower), 1545 nucleotides. RefSeq names its product Kinase interacting (KIP1-like) family protein. Gene Ontology annotation, molecular function: actin binding. The record is from RefSeq and is a predicted model, not a curated record. NCBI's taxonomy places the organism in Eukaryota, Viridiplantae, Streptophyta, Magnoliopsida, Lamiales, Phrymaceae.